AUGCCACCUAAACCAUCACAUACAGUUACUGGUCAUGAUCAUAACCAUAGUAUCCAAUUUGAUUGGUCUAAGUGUAUGGGUUGUGGAAUAUGUGCUACUAAAUGUACCUUUGGAGUAUUAGUAAAACAACCACCAAAAAUUCCACCAUUUAUCCAUCCUAAUAGAGAUAAACUUUCUCAAGAAAAUAAUGAUAAGACUAGAGUACUUAUUGAUGAGUCUGAAUGUACUGGAUGUGGUCAAUGUUCUUUAGUUUGUAACUUUGGUGCUAUUACACCAAUAGAUCAUCUUACUGACACUUUUAAAGCUAAAAAAGCUGGAAAAAAACUUGUUGCUAUGAUUGCACCUUCAACUCGUUUAGGUGUUGCUGAAGCCAUGGGAAUGCCAAUUGGAAGUACUGCUAUGGCACAAUUAGUUCAUUGUUUAAGACUUAUUGGAUUUGAUUAUGUAUUUGAUGUUGAUGCUGGAGCUGAUAAGACAACGAUGGAUGAUUAUGCUGAGGUUAUUGAAAUGAAAAAAGAGGGGAAAGGGCCAGCUAUUACUUCAUGUUGUCCCGCAUGGAUUGAACUUGUUGAAAAGGAAUAUCCUGACUUAAUUCCAAAUGUCUCUACUGCCCGUUCACCAAUUGGGUGUUUAGCUGGUUGUAUUAAAAGAGGAUGGGCAAAGGAUGUAGGAAUUCCAGUAGAAGACCUUUACACAGUCGGAAUAAUGCCAUGUAUUGCUAAAAAAACAGAGUGCCAAAGACAACAAAUUCACCAAGACUAUGACGCUUCAUGCACUUCAAAUGAAAUUGCCGCUUAUUUCAAAAAACAUCUUCCACCAGAAGAAUGUAAGUUCACUCAAGAAAGGGAAGAAGUCCUUGCUAAAACUGAAGAUGGUCAAUGUGAUUUACCAUUUAGACGUAUUUCUGGUGGUUCUAAUAUUUUUGGAAAGACUGGAGGAGUUUGUGAGACUGUAUUGAGAGUAAUUGCACGUAAUGCUGGAGUUGAUUGGAGCACUUGUACUGUUAAAAAGGAAGAAACUUUUAAACAUGCUGCAAGUGGGUCUACAAUGACAAAUGUCUCUGUUGAUAUUGGUGGGAAUAUUAUCACAGGUGCUGUUUGUCAUGGUGGUUUUGCUAUUAGACAUGCUUGUGACCUUAUUAGAAAAGGAGAAUUAAAAGUUGAUGUAGUUGAAAUGAUGGCAUGUGUUGGGGGUUGUCUUGGAGGAGCGGGUCAACCAAAAAUUCCACCAGCAAAGAAACUUGAGAUGGAUAAGAGAAGAGUAAUGUUAGACAUUUUAGAUCAACAAACUGAUAUUAGAGCUGCUAAUGAAAACACUGAUGUUCUUGGAUGGAUUGAUGAACAUUUUGAUCAUCAAGCUGCACAUCAGCACCUUCACACAUACUUUACUCCCAGAUACCAAAACUAA
Molecule: messenger RNA, 1407 nt
Organism: Entamoeba dispar SAW760
Lineage: Eukaryota; Evosea; Mastigamoebida; Endamoebidae
Product: iron hydrogenase, putative
Exons: 1
Coding region: 1-1407 (468 amino acids)
Molecular function (GO): ferredoxin hydrogenase activity; iron ion binding; 4 iron, 4 sulfur cluster binding
Source: RefSeq, a predicted model, not a curated record